Messenger RNA from Coccinella septempunctata (seven-spotted ladybird), 669 nucleotides. It is a transcript of the gene Muted, whose product is annotated as biogenesis of lysosome-related organelles complex 1 subunit 5. The transcript has 4 exons. Gene Ontology annotation, cellular component: BLOC-1 complex; transport vesicle. The coding region runs from base 37 to 525 and encodes 162 amino acids. NCBI's taxonomy places the organism in Eukaryota, Metazoa, Arthropoda, Insecta, Coleoptera, Coccinellidae. The record is from RefSeq and is a predicted model, not a curated record.
CAGUCAGUGUUCCAACAGCUGAUUAACUUCAAAAAAAUGUCAACGGUUGAAGUAGCACGAGAUCAAAAAAUUUCAAUUGUAAUUACAAGAGAUGUAGGAAAUAUAUGGAAAAGAUUAUUCGAUCAUACUCAUUUUCUGAAUGGAGAAAUUACUUACAUUCUUAAUGAGUUUGAGGUGAAACGUGAGGAUAAGGAAGUAAAUAAGCUUUUCUCAAUUGUUGAAAGCAUAACAAACUUAAGAGACAGUGGAGUCAAUAAGCUGACCAAGACAUUAGAUGAAAACUUAUAUGAGCUCAAUCAAAAACUGACCUACUCCCUAUCGUUAUCACAGAAAGUUUUGGACUUGGAAACGAAGUAUAGAAAGGAUACAACAUUGGAGGAUUGUAAAAAAGAACGUAAGAUUAUUUGGGAACAGUUUAUGGAUGAUAUAACAGAGAAAUAUUCAGAAAUAAAUAAUACCUUUGAGCAAAAGGAGACAGAUUUGAGAAAUCAUUAUACAUCACUUUCGAAGCAAAUAAGUAACUAAUUUUGAAAAUGACCACUCAUAAGGGACCAAUAAGUGAUCCAACCAUAAAAAUGAAACCUUCAGAAACCUUAUAUAAGUACAUAACAAAGCUGAAAGUACCAUUAGAAGGUCUUCCUCCUGGUAUUCAUGCAUUAAUAACAAAAA